Molecule: messenger RNA, 1221 nt
Organism: Chaetura pelagica (chimney swift)
Lineage: Eukaryota; Metazoa; Chordata; Aves; Apodiformes; Apodidae
Gene: PPID
Product: peptidylprolyl isomerase D
Exons: 10
Coding region: 1-1077 (358 amino acids)
Biological process (GO): protein peptidyl-prolyl isomerization; protein folding
Molecular function (GO): protein binding; peptidyl-prolyl cis-trans isomerase activity
Source: RefSeq, a predicted model, not a curated record
AUGUUAAAUUAUGUCUUAGUAAAACUGGGGUUUAAGAGUGAGGAGUCAGUUGGACGCAUUGUCUUUGAAUUAUUUGCUGACGUUGUGCCUAAAACUGCUGAAAAUUUCCGUGCGUUAUGUACAGGAGAGAAGGGCACAGGGCCUACCACUGGAAAGCCUCUCCAUUAUAAAGGAUGUCCUUUCCACAGAAUUAUUAAGCAAUUCAUGGUCCAGGGUGGAGAUUUCUCAAACCAAAAUGGCACUGGUGGAGAAAGUAUAUAUGGUGAAAAAUUUGAAGAUGAAAACUUUCAUUAUAAGCAUGAUAAACCAGGGCUACUGAGCAUGGCAAAUGCAGGUCCUGGUACUAAUGGUUCUCAGUUCUUUAUUACAACGGUGCCUACUUCUCACCUGGAUGGGAAACAUGUGGUGUUUGGCCAAGUGAUCAAAGGAAUGGGUGUAGUUAAAAUGCUAGAAAACGUUGAAGUAAAAGGAGAAAAUCCUGCUAAGUUGUGCGUCAUUGCGGAAUGUGGAGAGCUAAAGGAAGGAGAUGACUGGGGAAUUGUUCCCCAGGAUGGAUCUGGAGAUGCUCAUGCAGAUUUUCCUGAAGACUCGGAUAUAGACUUGAAAGAUGUUGACAAGAUUGUGGCCAUAGCAGAAGACAUAAAGAAUAUAGGAAAUACUUUCUUCAAAUCGCAAAAUUGGGCAGUGGCAGCUCAAAAGUAUAGUAAAAGUUUACGGUAUGUAGAAGCUUCUGAAGAAGUGGCAGAGGAGGCAGACAAACCAAAGUUAAAGGCUGUUGCUUUGACCUGUGUUUUAAACAUUGGUGCCUGUAAACUAAAACUGUUGGAUUGGCAGGGAGCCAUUGAAAGUUGUUCAGAGGCUCUUAAAAUAGAUCCAGCAAAUACUAAAGCUCUCUACAGACGGGCUCAAGGAUGGCAGGGAAUAAAAGAUCUCGAUGAAGCACUGGCUGAUCUUAAAAAGGCUCAUGAAAUUGCCCCUGAAGACAAAGCUAUCCAGACGGAAACACUCAAAAUCAAACAGAAGAUAAAAGCCCAAAAGGAGAAAGAGAAGGCAGCUUAUGCUAAAAUGUUUGCUUGAUUUUUUUAUAAACGUUUAAAUAUAUGCACUAACUCAUGCAAAAGAAUUAACAGAGCUACUUCUUUCAUUUGCCCUGCACUGCAGUUUUCAGUGUUGACAACUCAAAAAAAUUCUAAUAAUAAAAGACAAACUGUUCAAAGGUGA